UUUCCUUAUCUUGCUGAGGAAGGAACUUCAUUACAUCAUUAGUAUAUGAUCGAGCGGGAAAACCGAGUAUAUAUACACACACACACACGCAUCAAUUGUGCUCACUUCAAAAUUCACGUCUUGACACAAACACACUCUGUCUCUCUCAAAAAAAAUAAAAAAACUCUACUCAUCUCUCUGUCCGUACGAGCAAAAACACAGAACAGCCAUGGAGGGUCUUCGCGAGGAAGUGCCUCUUCCCCGUUCGGUGGACGAGUUGAUCGACAAAAUCUGCGCUGAUCAGAGCCAGGCGCACCCGGAGGCCAAGUUGCGGUGGAGGCUGGCGCAGCGCGGCGAAGAAGGGGCUCUGGAGAUCCUCCGCACUAUCGCCACCACCAAAAUCAAGAGAAGCCUCUCCGGUUUUAUCAUCCACUUGCUCGAGAGGUCCUCCUCUCCUCGUUCGACGCCGCCCAAAAGGCUCCGCCUUUCCGAUUCCCCGACCUCCGGUUCCGGAGUUUCGGACAAGGUUAUCACCGUCCAGUGUUAUGCUCCUCCGAAAGGUGCGACUGAGGCUGUUUCUCGCUGUCUCUUUCUAGAAGCUCCCACAGAAGGCGGAGAAGCGGUGAUGGCGGCUUUGGGGGAAUUAGAGUUCAGGAAACAGUUCCUGAUACUCAAUUACAUUGGCAGCAAUGAGCUUCAGACAGUUCUAAGGGCUGAAGAAAUUAGAAACCUCAAAGGUCUCCAAAUGGUGGAGUUCGAAAGGAAACUGUGGGAUCGCUUUGGCGUAAGAUAUGUUGAUCCACAAGACCGUGUAGUGAAUAAUGAUUGGGAUCCUGAACGAACCCACCUCUAUCAUUGUCAUGUUUCCACGGAAGGACGUUUUAGAUUCAAGGGCCCUUAUCUGGACAAAACGAAAACUCACUUGCAAAGGGAGCUAGGGGACGACAAUGUUUUAAUGGUGAAAUUUGGCGAAGAAAUAAAGGGAAACUCCUGUCUUGCUUCACGUCGCCCUUACUAUGCUGGCUACAGUAGCAUAGCUAGAGAAGGCAUUGUAGUUGGUUUACGCCGAUAUCACUUCUUUGUUUUUAAAGAUGGCGGAAAGGAAGAUGGCGUUAAGUGUUUUUUUGUUCGCACCCAUUCAGAUGCACUCGUUGAUCAGAAUGCACCAUAUAAAUUAUCUAAUAUAUCAAUUUCUGAAGCAAGACAUCUGUUUAUGCAUGCACACACAGUCUCUACUGUAGCUAAGUAUAUGGCUAGGUUGUCACUAAUUUUGUCCAAUACAUUUUGCCUCCUGAAUACUGAUAAACUAUCUUCUGUGCAAAUGAAGAUAAUUGAUGAUAUAUAUUGCAUGAAUGAACGUGGUGAUCCUAUCUGUAAAGACGGAAAACUUCUUAUUCAUACAGACGGGACUGGAUAUAUAUCAGAGGAUUUGGCUCGUUUAUGUCCCAACAUUGUACACGGAGGGAUUUGCAUCAAUGAUAAGGAUAUUGAGAUGAUUCAUAAUCAUGAUGGGCAUGUGGACAAUGUUGAGGAGCACGAAUGGCUAGGAAUUAAGACGCAAGAACCACCUAUAUUGAUACAAUCCCGUCUGUUUAACAAAGGCUAUGCAAUUAAAGGAACAUUUCUUGUGGACAAGAGGCUUGGCCCCAAAACAAUCGAGGUUCGGCGUUCAAUGGUUAAAGUUGAGCCUGACCCAGAUCUGUUGGACAAUCUUACACUGAAUUCAUUGGAAGUAGUUGGGACCAGAGUUUCAACAAAAAAAAAGAGAUGAAGCAAAAAUGGCAAAAGAGGGGGAGCGAGGAGAUAGAGAGAGGGACUGAAAUUUUGUGGUGUGCCGAUGUCGGACGGAUGUGGUUUUUAGUCGGAUCUGUUGUUGACGUCCGCACUCUCCUCUACGGACGUUUUUGACGGCAGCGCAAAAGGAGAGAAGAAAAUGAGUUUUAUCCGAACGGUCUUGUAUUUGAU
Molecule: messenger RNA, 1944 nt
Organism: Morus notabilis
Lineage: Eukaryota; Viridiplantae; Streptophyta; Magnoliopsida; Rosales; Moraceae
Product: probable RNA-dependent RNA polymerase 3
Exons: 12
Coding region: 209-1750 (513 amino acids)
Biological process (GO): siRNA processing
Cellular component (GO): nuclear RNA-directed RNA polymerase complex
Molecular function (GO): RNA-directed RNA polymerase activity
Source: RefSeq, a predicted model, not a curated record